Molecule: messenger RNA, 4236 nt
Organism: Salvelinus fontinalis (brook trout)
Lineage: Eukaryota; Metazoa; Chordata; Actinopteri; Salmoniformes; Salmonidae
Product: phosphoinositide 3-kinase adapter protein 1-like
Exons: 18
Coding region: 482-3034 (850 amino acids)
Cellular component (GO): cytosol
Molecular function (GO): signaling receptor binding; phosphatidylinositol 3-kinase regulatory subunit binding
Source: RefSeq, a predicted model, not a curated record
CAGGUCUCACAUGUCACAUCUGUUUUAGGAAGUGACAGAGUGUCACCCAAUAGCAGGAAACAACCCGUUUCUAUUAAUAUGACAGUACAAGGGGAGUUAUUGGGUGAAAGCUGCUCAUGAGAAGAGUCUAAAUUCUGUAAAAAGAAAGGCUUAAGUCCAAAAAGUAAGACGAGCCAUUCACAAGGGCAGAUGUUUUGUGCUGUGGGGUGAGUUGAUGCACCUGUUUUGAAACUUCACAAUUAUGGAUGGAGUUGUCUCACCCUCAGAAUCAGAGAGAAACAAAUAUAUCUAUGAAUAUCAUUUGAUAUAUGAAUUUAGGUGUUAAGUACAGUUAUACACUGGUCUAAGACACCCUUGAUAAAGAUAGGCGCAGACUAAGGAUAUCAAGGAUCUGGAAGGAUUCUGUACGGAGAAAUGGUCUAAGCUCCUUCCCAAUGUCUUCUCCAACUCAUAAAACAUGUGUGACUGAAUUCAGGAAGCAAUGUCUGGAUUCCACAACACGUGUGAGCUGUUGAUUGUACAUUCUUGCGAGGCUCAGGAAUGGGCUACAUAUCUGCAGAACAUCUUGAAGUCUUCACGCAAGUUUCCCAAGAGGUCUAUCGUAUUGUAUGCAGUUGACCGUGCUGAACAGCUACAUGAAUGCGAAUUUAACAUUUUCUAUAAUAGUAAAUGCAUCGUGCUGCUGCUGACAACAGCAAUCCUGGACAUUCUAAAUGACCCUGAAGUCCUAGGAACUUUUCAGAGACUCCUUCAUCCUCCACACAGAGUGGUGGCGCUGUUGUGUGGGAUGUCGGAGGAUGACAUACCCACUGAAUGGUUUGAAAACUGGCAGCGCUGGAGAAAACUGUAUGCUGAAGACGAACCUGCUCUUUACAUCUCCACCAUUCUGGAAUCCAUCGCUGACUGUAAUGCAGAAGAGGCUGAACAUGAGGCGGAAGCUACAGCAAAACCAGAACCAAAACCAGAAGCAAAAACAGAGUGUGAAAUCCCUGUGGUUAUGAACCCCAAAGCUGAGGGGACAGAGGAAGAGUCCGUGACACAACCAGAGUGUGUCCAGGACGACAAGGACGAUGUGAGAACAGAGAUCCACCCAAACCAGGCAACGAGCCUCACACAUCCCACCUGUCUCACCGUUCAACCAAACAGAGUUUUAUGCGGGGACCAUGCAACUAUUUUUAUAAUCUUUUCUAAUAAACUGGACAACCAGUUGAAAAUGGAAGUGGUGUUUGCCUCUGAUGAUUCAACUGCAAAACGGGUUCUAGGGACUUUGGAGAAUGAAUACACUAUCAGUAUUAAUGCGCCUGAUAUGCCAGCAGGAGAGGUGUCACUCACUCUGUAUAGCAACGACUCACCAGUCUGUUUGAGGCCUGUAACAUACUACACAGCCAUGGGAGAAAUCAGCAGUUACCUUGAACAUGCAGCUGCUCCCCUGAACUUCAUGUGUCAGGCAUUCAAUUUUACAUCCAAUAUCACAGAGUCACUUGACAAUUUGCUGACAGACUCAUUACAAUGCAGGAUCCCUGCAAGUGGACUUCAUGUAUUUGGAAUCAGGCAGCUAGAGGAAGACAAUAUGGCUGCAUAUCAGCGAAAGGAGGAGCUUCCCACUCUGCUUCAUUUUGCCGCAAAGUAUGGGCUGAAGAAGCUGACAACAGUCCUGCUCCAGUGUCCAGGUGCCUUACAGGCCUACAGCGUGAUGAAUAAGAAUGGAGACUACCCAAAUACACUGGCAGAGAGGAGCGGCUUCUCUGAACUGAGACAGUUCAUAGAUGACUUUGUGGAGACAGCUGCCACGGCUGAAGAAGAUGAGGAGGUGUACGAGUCCAUGUCCAACUCCUCUCAAGACGUCACGAACGACUCCCUGAACCCUGGGUGUCAAGAAGACAUCUAUGAGACCAUGAUCGGGUUAAACCCCGACUCCAUGGAAGACCUAUAUGAGGACAUGGAGAAGGCAUUAGAAGAGUCUCAUAACCCGGAGGAAGUCAUACUUAGAACAUUUUUUCAAGGUAAACCUGAUGCAGGUGUGCCCCAAGUUGGGGAGCAUACAACUAAUGAAGAGGCGGGAGACCAGGUGGAAGAACCAGAGGAGUUUGAGGAAGAAGAACUUUACAAUAUGUGUAUUUCUGAUCAAAUCUAUGACACGGUGGACGAGAAUGCAAGCUAUCUCCCGGAAAUUGUCAACCGUCCACCAGCCCCCGUUCCGAGACCUGUAACAUUUUCAGAGCCUGAGGAGUCCAAGACCUACAUCUCAAGAGUGUUUUCAGCAAAAGAAGAAUCAAAUCCACAGAUGGACCUCAGAGAAACAGAGUCAUCCACUGUGAGGCCUGUGAGAGAUGGAGCCUCCACCUCCUCUUCCCACGACCCCUAUGCUGAGGUGAGGACCCAAGGCCAGAGGCAGCUCAUAGCCUUGCAGGAGAAGGUGAAGGUGGGGAUCCUGACUGUGGAUGAUGCUGUCAAAGAAUUCAAGACCUGGCAGUUUGAUGAGAAUAGGAGAUCUCAGUCUCUGCGUAAUCAACAGGAAAAUUUGAAGAGAUUACGAGGCAGCAUUACCAGACGCCACAAAGAGAGGGAGAAGAUUGGGAAGGAGAUUGGUCUGGAGAUAACCGCCCCACUGCAGAGGAACCUUCCCUGGAGCUCCAACACGGCUGUGGAGUGCUCUGUGUACGAGCCCACCCCACGGGUCAUUGCCCAACCCCCUCCUGUGACACGGUCAAGCCAGAGAAGCACCUGGAAGACUGGCAGUACCUCCAGCACAUCCAGUAGUGGCAGUAACAGACUCAGCACACAUAGUACGAUUAGCUACAGCAGCGGAACUGAGCCUGACUUUGAGGACACAGCAGACUUCUUCCCUCUACCCCCACGGCCCGCUGAGGCCGCACCUCUACCUCCUCCCCCCAGAAUCCCACCACGACUCCCAGACAGGGCUGCGGAGAGUUUGCUGGAGGAGCGUUACAUAUCGUACCCCUCUCGAGCUCUCCCUCAGAGACCACCUCAGAGGACCACCUCUCCCCCUCUCAUACCCCGGAGAACACGAUGACACACAGCUCCGCUGUUAUAGCACUUUAAAUGACUGCCCUCCAAAAUAUCUAUCAAGAACAAAUCAGGCAGUGUUACUUACAGUAUUCAUACCCCUGGGCUUAUUCCACAUGUUGUUGUGUUACAGCCUGAAUUCAAAGUGGAUUAAAUAUUUUUUUAACCAUCUACAUACAAUACCCCAUAAUGACAAAGUGAAACCAUGUUUUUCGAAAUGUUUGAAAAUUUAUUGAAACGGAAAUACAGAAAUAUCUCAUUCACAUAAUUUUUUACCCAUCUACCAAUAGGUGCCCUUCUUUGAGAGGCAUUGGAAAACCUCCCUGGUCUUUGUGGUUGAAUCUGUGUUUGAAAUUCACUGCUUGACUGAGGGUCCUUACAGAUCAUUGUAUGUGUGAGGUACAGGGAUGAGGUAGUCAUUUAGAAAUCAUGUUAACCACUAUUAUUGCCCACAGAGUGGGUCCAUGCAACUUAUUAUGUGACUUGUUAAGCACAUUCUUACUCCUGAACUUAUUUAGGCUUGCCAUAACAAGGGGGUUGAAUACUUAUUGACUCAAGACAUUUCAGCUUUUAAUUGAUCUAAAAACCUAAUUCCACCUUGACAUUAUGUGGUAUUGUGUUUAGGCUGUAUAUGAACAUCAUGCAUGAAGGUUUGAGUGUGUAGAACAGAACCACAUAGAACAUCAUCCUCAAGUCAAUUCAGUAAGUAAACUGAAAUUCAUAUUUAAAAGGGAAUUCUUGGAUUCAAACAACAACAAAGCGCCACCCUGUCACUUUUUUUGGUGAACAGUUGAGGGAUGGGACUGUAUAAGCAUAAUAAAAAACGGCAUCUAUUUUCAAUUACUUAUAAAUAAGCUGAAAUGGAGAAGCUAUUCAUUUCAAACGUUUUUUUAAUUUUAAAAUGUUAAAUUCAAAUCACUUUCUGAAUUGACUGACUUGAAUUCUAAUGACUCCAACCCUACAAUAGACGCAGUGGUAGUGUAAAUGAUUUCGCAAUAACUUCAUGCAUUAGAAUUGUAAAGGGGUUUCAACAAAUUGAUCAAAUAAGGAAUGUGUUUGUUUGUCACGCUUGUUCGUGGAUUGUGUACUACCGUAUUAUUAUACAACCGAUCACACAAUGAACUUUGAUUUUACAAAUGCAAAGAUGAACCAUUUAUGUAAUCUGUUUUUAAAUAAAUGUUUCGAGUUCCUGUUUGGCACGCACCACAA